Messenger RNA from Toxotes jaculatrix (banded archerfish), 2027 nucleotides. RefSeq lists its product as uncharacterized. The record is from RefSeq and is a predicted model, not a curated record. The coding region runs from base 64 to 1371 and encodes 435 amino acids. The transcript has 10 exons. NCBI's taxonomy places the organism in Eukaryota, Metazoa, Chordata, Actinopteri, Toxotidae.
AGUCGUAGUAACAUACACAAACUUAACCUUAAUGGAGCAGCGUCCCGUCAUUAUUUCGCAGACAUGUUACUGUUGUUAGUGUCGGUUUCCAGUGUCUUCGUUGGUUCAUCCGCUGAUGUUAGUUAUGAAAACCUGUGCUAUGGCAGAAGUUUGAACUUUCCUUUCGAUUAUGCACCCCCUGUUUUCCAUGGAAUGCUGUUCUUCACUCCGAGUAACGGGGGACCCAGGAAGCUAAUGAUGAAUAACGCGGAGGCAAAAGACCCACGCCUAAAAGUUAACUAUGGCUCAGUUCGAUUGACAGAUUUGACAGAAAGAGAUGAGGGAACUUUUUCCAUCUCACUUGAUGGUGAUAGACUAUACAGUAUCGUCAAACUGACUAUUGCUGAUUGUGCUACGCAGAUCAAUAGGCAUUACGGGGAUAUGUAUGAAUCUAAUAUUCCUAGAAAGGCUCAAUUCCUGGAGUUCACUCCCCUUGGCAAUCUGGACACAUCAGAGGUCCUGUGGAAUCGCUCCUACCCUCAGACCAAUAAGGGAGGCAGAGUGCAGGUGAAGCGUAAUAUGUGGGAGAUAUAUAACCUCAAUCAAGCAGACAACGGCUACUACAACUUCAGGGGAAGUGACAACACUUUGCUGUCUAGGAUACAGCUCUUAAUACAAGAACACUACAGACACUUUGAUGCAAAGGUGAAAAAGCUGCUCUACAUCAAGUAUCCUGUGGACUAUGCCUGGACGUGGUUGGCUUUUACUCCGGAGGGGAAAACGGUAAACGAAAUACUGAUGGACGGUCAGGACGUAGAGAGUGGCAGGCUCUUAAGGCCUGGGCGUUUUAAUGGGAGGAUUGAGCUCCUGCAAAAUGGCUUAGAAAUCAAUCCUGUGGAAAGCACAGACUCUGGCACCUUCAGCUUCAGAGACCAGCACGGAAAUCUGGUCUUCACUGUGAAGGUGGAGGUAAUGUCAGAAUUCAUUCCUGCAUCUGUGUAUGUUCCUAUCAUUGCCGUGAUUAUUAUUGUGGUGAUUGUUUGCUGUUGCUAUGUGAGAUACCGUCUGCGAGAUACGAAUCCAUCUGCAAGUUAUUCUGCUGCACCACCUACGUCUGCUUUCUCCAAUCAGUCUACAGAACCUACAGCUACCUCCCUUGGUCCAACAGUGUACAGCCCAGUGAAUAUCCAUAUGAGCUCUCCUAAGCCUGAGGCUGCUGUCCAAGGAGAUCAGGGAGAACCUUCAGCUCCCUCGGUAGGCUCUGAUUGGCUCUCCUCGGGCCCCGAGCCGAAGUUUGACGUGAAAGGACUGACGUUUCCCUCUGCCGGCCCUCUCAGCUCGGAGUCAACGUUCAGUGAUGUUUACACCUCAGAUAAACUUAACUUUCUGUGAGGAGCACACGCUGGGUUGAAUUCAGCAACAUGCUCUGUGACCAGCUGGAAUACAGCCAUUUCAGUUCAGUCCUAGACUGGAUUGUGUGAUUAUACACACAGUAACAACAAAAUUCCUGCAAGCCAGCAAAGCUGCGAUAGGUGUACAUUUAAUGACCAUGUAGACUGCAAGAAACAAAACACUCAGAACACUCACACUUUGCUGACUCAUGGGUUGACAGUACUUUUGGAUCUAACUUUAUUAGAUAUAUUUAGUAUGUAUAACAUACACAUAUUAUAUAUGAUGAUGAUGUUAUGGUGAGGACUAAAAAGUUAGUCUGUGUAGCAGAAUUUAGAGACUUUGGAUUCAAACUGACUUCAGCACUCAUGGAGAUCAGGAUACUUCACUUAACAAUUUAAGCCACUAUUACCAGAUUUACUUUUGUCAUAUACUAUUUUGAUAUAGUUGUUUCAAACAUUUAUCAUGUGGCUUCAGCUGCCUAAUGUGCCUGCGUGACUUUUAUCAUUACAUUUUGAGAAAUGAUGCAUGAUUUUUAAAAAAAAAAUCUAUUUUACACAUGUAAAUCCUACAGCUGAAAACUUUUUUGUAUAUGCUCCUCCUGUGCCUUGUUCAUCAGGUCAUGAGAUCAAUUUAAAAUUGUGUUAUUUGUGAUACCA